AUGACCGAGGCGCAAAAAUAUGAGGGCGCCCUAUAUAAAGAGAAGCCUCAGAAGGGAAACAACAAACAGAAUAAAAGACAACCCGACAACUCCAAGACACUCACUAACACUAACGGAAAUUCCGCCAACACCAAGAAACCCCGCCAUCCGUACGUUGAAGACGCUCCCGAUGCAGAUGAUCCUCCGUCCAAACAAGUUCCUCCCCCAGCUCCCAGUCCUCCACAUACCACAGCGGCCACCGGUCCGGCCUCAAAAUCAAAAGUGGCUGCUUCCACUGACAAGGACGACGUCAACGUCUUUGACUUCCUCGUCACAGACCAGACGCCAACCGCUUCGAAAAUCUCGCUGGCGGGAUCCAAGGAACAGAUGACCAUGGUUGCCAAUGCACCGUCGGUCUUUGAGCCCAGCAAGGCGCUGGCUCAGUACGACACCGACGUAGAUGACGAAGACCGCGAAUAUGAUAUCGCCUAUGAGGAAAACGGCUUCUCUUACGGCGCUGAUCCAAUCAAGCCAUCUCCGUACGGAAAUCAAGUGUCGAAUAUCUCCAUGGAUUUCAUGACUCCGGCACCAAAGAAAAAGAAGGAGAAGAAACAUAAAAAGAAGGACAGCUCUCCCGAUCCAGAGCCGCGAACAACGAGCGACAAGAAACGCAAGCGCGGGCAUGUUGAAGAACUGAAUGUCGAGGCUGCCAACGCCCGGUAUGAGGAGGACACGCCAAUGACAGACGCCCCAUCCAGCGUCGCCAAUAAUGUAGGCACACCAUACCUGCAGCACUCUGGACUAACAGGAGGCUUGGACCGCAUGCUUCGCGAUGGAAGAUCACCUUCCUCAGACUACGAAGAUUACUCGGAUGACGAACACGAUCUCCGCCAAUAUCAGGAUCCCCACUCGCCCCUCAAGCGCACUCGCCCGAACAAUAAGAACACUAGGAAUGGCAAUGGCAAUGUCGAUGGAGAUGAUGGUGGCCUGGGAAUAUCUCUCAAAGGCCGCGCUGGCCGCAUCAUAUCCAUGUUCGGUGGAUCGAAUGUUUCUACCAGCAGCCGGGGAAGUGCUGAGCCUCCAUCGAAGACCCUAGUCCGGACACGACGCAGCCCAUCCUCCAAUGGUGACCACGCAGGUGCCCUGGUUCAAGUGCGCCGAUCCAAGAAAACUCCGAAUGUGCGACUCGUCCGCACCAGCGCAGCAGCAGCAAAUGAUGACUCGGCGCGCAAGACCAAACGCAAGAUCAGUUCCCAAAGCAACGGCAACGAUUAUCACGACGCGGCACGGCCGUCCCGUCGUUUAAAGGCCAUCGAAUACCGCGGGUCUGAUGGCGGCAGCGGCGGCGAUGACGAUAAUCGCAAGAUGGUCGUUUACCGCAACCAUGACGACGAGGGACUCACCGAGGAAGAAAUGGAGCGCGAUAAGGCCCUCUAUUUCCUGUCAUUAGUGACCAAGGGGCCCGAUAGCGAGCGUGGGUGCUCGAUUAAUAAAGCCCUCAAACGGUUCCAUCGCGAUUAUCCGGCUGCUCGCAUUGAAUCUCCUGGCGAUCAUCACCACCACGACAACGAUGAUCGCCGCGGUCGUGGUCGUAGCAGCCGGGCAGAUCGGGAUCGCCGAUUGGACGAAGAGAAGGAUUUGUGGCGGACGUUACGAUUGAAAAGAAAUGAUCGGGGCGAGAUUGUGGUUUUCAUUUGA
Molecule: messenger RNA, 1677 nt
Organism: Talaromyces atroroseus
Lineage: Eukaryota; Fungi; Ascomycota; Eurotiomycetes; Eurotiales; Trichocomaceae
Exons: 1
Coding region: 1-1677 (558 amino acids)
Source: RefSeq, a predicted model, not a curated record